Camellia sinensis is the source of this 444-nucleotide messenger RNA. Lineage: Eukaryota; Viridiplantae; Streptophyta; Magnoliopsida; Ericales; Theaceae. The record is from RefSeq and is a predicted model, not a curated record.
AUGGCGGAAAAUCAUCGGACCGCAAAAUCAGAGAAGUUGCUUCUGACGCAACACGCCGAGAAGCACUUCACGGCGGGCGAGAUCGUCCAUGACAUCAUCAUCGGCGUCUCUGACGGCCUCACCAUCCCCUUCGCUCUCGCCUCCGGUCUCUCCGAUGCCAACGCUUCCUUCUCCAUCAUCCUCACCGCCGGCUUCACCGAGGUCGCCACCGGCGCAAUCUCCAUGGGACUCGGCGGUGGUUUCAACGUCAUCGACACCACAUUCAGUCGGUUUGAUGUUCUUCUUCGAUUUGAGGGAUUUGAGGGAAGAACAUCACUAUCCGACAUUCAAGAAUAUCAAUGUGUUGAAGAACAUCACAGAUCCGAUAUUCGAUCUGAUUUGAGAGAAGAACAUCACUGUGUUGAUGAUGCUUUGUUAAUGUUGAUCUGUUUUGAUGAUGUUUGA